Leptopilina boulardi is the source of this 789-nucleotide messenger RNA. RefSeq lists its product as uncharacterized. The coding region runs from base 73 to 789 and encodes 238 amino acids. The record is from RefSeq and is a predicted model, not a curated record. The transcript is spliced from 5 exons. Lineage: Eukaryota; Metazoa; Arthropoda; Insecta; Hymenoptera; Figitidae.
UUAUACAUAUACAUGCAAAAUUAUUAAUAAUCAUGAUGUAUCAUAGUGUCUGAAAAGCAGGAGGAAACAAAUAUGACAUGUCAGCAUCAAGAACGUAUGGUCGAGUUCUUAAGAAAAUAUCCAAUUUUGUUAUCAAAAAAUUUUACAAAACAGUUCACCAAAAAAGAUUACGAUGAAGAAUGGGCGAUUUUAUCAAGAAUUCUUAAUGCAGUUAACAAUCAUGUAGAUGCUAUGCCUUCAGACAAAUGGCAAGAGGCCUUGUCAUCUUGGAUAGGAAAAGUUUUAGAAAAAAUUAAUCAAGGUGAUGACCUUAAUAUUAUUGAACAGAAACUCUUAUUAAUAAAUGGAAAUUUGUUGGAAUUUCAUAAUGAGUUUAACGAAAACAAACAGAAAAUUCUGGAAAAUAAUAUUCAUUCUCAUUAUAUUUCAUCCGAGGAAGAUGAAGAUUUUGAAACUGAUUUGCUGCCUUCUAAACAGAAAAAGAUUAAACAGGAGGAGGAAAAAAACGUCAUUGAAUAUGAGAAAACUGUUGCACCGAAGCCAAUCGAUAAAAAGAAACGGAAAUCAUCUAUAAUUAUGACUAAGCCAUUUCUUAAAAAACCAGGCAGUCCUCAAUUAAAGCAACCUUCAAAGUCCUUAGUCCAAGAAGUUUAUAGGGGAGUAAAAGAGUGUCUGGAAGAAUCAGCAGAUUCAUUAAAAAAAAUUUCUGAUACUUUGACAGACUUGUUAGCAGUUACCGCUGAAACUCAAAAUUUAUUGAAAACUGUUGUUUCACAUGACAAAAAUUAA